Fomitiporia mediterranea MF3/22 is the source of this 1440-nucleotide messenger RNA. RefSeq lists its product as uncharacterized. The transcript has 11 exons. Bases 481 to 1440 code for a protein of 319 amino acids. NCBI's taxonomy places the organism in Eukaryota, Fungi, Basidiomycota, Agaricomycetes, Hymenochaetales, Hymenochaetaceae. The record is from RefSeq and is a predicted model, not a curated record.
GCCAGUACUCGAUGUACUUGCAUCAAGUGCUACGAAUCCCUGUUGCGCCAAUCUGUGCAACGACGAGAAGAGAAAAUGCAAAGAAGAUUUCAACUUUCAGGGUUCGCGGGCAAGGAGGACGAAAGCUUGGAAAUUUAUCUGCAAAGGCCUUAGCAAUUCCAAGGUUUUCGUUUGGGAUGUAGUGGGAAUGGCAGAUUAGGACCAGUAGGGUCCUUCACAAGGCAUAGUCGAAGUGGUGUGCCACGUCCUGAGCAACUGGAAUUCCCGAAGAACUCCGCUAUAGUCGACCCAAUAGCGGGAGGAUGGUCAUUCCACGCUCUGGAUUCUUGGGGGAGAGGUUAUGUCUGGGGCACGAUGGAUGGAGAAGGGUUCGGCCGACAGAGUGAUGGAUUUUCUCGACCUGGGUAAGUUGCAGAGACGCCAUCGCGCCCUGAACUACUUGAACCAGUUCGAACAUGGAGCUGUGGACGCAGGCACUCCAUGGCUAUAGAUGCGAAGAACCAAAUAUGGGCGUUCACCUCUUGGGGAAGGCCCUUUCGACUUCUCACUCCGGCACUAGAUUGUACCUCCCCGGAUUCAACACCAAUACAAGCAGAAUGUGGGUGGGGUACAGAGCUGCUUUGGCUGCCUUUGGAGAUGUCUAUAUUUGGUGGCCACUCGGUGAAUCUAUUCAACAACAGUUGGAAACUUCUAGCUAUCCCCCGCCUUCCUGAAUUAUCGCACACGGGCCGAGUGAUAGAAACGGAGGAAGAAGAUACGAAGGUUGUCAAGAUUGCGGGGAUGGACGGGUUUUUGAUAGCUCUGACAAACAAAGGACACGUCCUGAAGUUCGGUGGCCUGAGCAAUGAGACGUUUGUCCACCAAGCACAAUGGGAAUAUCUUCCAAACUUUAGUGAAACAGAGAAGAUUCGCGCGCACCCCGCGUUUCCUGGCGGGGAGCGAAGGGAAGAUGGGAAACCCGACGCUCUGGCUCCACCGGUAGAUGUACAAAUCACCCACUUUACCAUCGAGCUGACUAUUCAUUGUUCGUACAUUACAGCGCACUUCAACCACUUUGUUGCGUACACAAACGAGGAUAGCUCUAUUGUCCUACAACGCGACACGGGCACAGCGGCGCACGUCAUACCUGAACUGCAAUACAAGGCGAUCAUUUCAGUCGGUCUGGGCGAUUAUUACGGUGUGGCGCUCUCUGCAGAUGGGAAGUCAUACUCAUGGGGUGCGUUCCAAAUGGGUGCACUUGGGCUUGGACAGCCGGAAGAACUACCUGCGGGUGCUCCAGGCGGACGUCCCAGUACCGACAGAGGUCAGAUGCCAUUCAUGCGAUGGGUUAGCAGGAUACCGAGACCACGCGCACCGCGCGGACCCUUCAGAGUUAGAGAUAUAGAAGACGACGAGGAUUUUCUUCAGCUUAACAUUGACAAUGAGAAUGUACGACGGUAA